Molecule: messenger RNA, 501 nt
Organism: Rhagoletis zephyria (snowberry fruit fly)
Lineage: Eukaryota; Metazoa; Arthropoda; Insecta; Diptera; Tephritidae
Source: RefSeq, a predicted model, not a curated record
AAAAUGCCUCCCAAAUUCGACCCAACUGAGAUUAAGAUCGUGUACCUGCGAGCCAUCGGCGGUGAGGUAGGUGCCACAUCAUCUCUUGCCCCCAAGAUCGGUCCCCUCGGUCUGUCGCCAAAGAAGGUCGGUGAUGAUAUCGCCAAGGCCACCUCUGACUGGAAGGGCCUGAAGAUCACCUGCAAGCUGAUUAUCCAGAACCGUCAGGCCACCAUCGAGGUGGUGCCAUCGGCUGCUUCGCUGAUCAUCAAGGCUCUGAAGGAGCCGGCCCGUGACCGAAAGAAGGUCAAGAACAUCAAGCACAACGGCAACAUUACCCUCGAUGAGGUUAUCAAGAUUGCCCGCACCAUGCGCCCUCGCAGUAUGGCCCGCAAGUUGGAAGGCACCGUCAAGGAGAUUCUCGGAACCGCUUGCUCCGUCGGCUGCACCAUCGACGGCUCCAACCCACAAGAUGUGAUCCAGAAGAUCAGAGAUGGCGAUUUGGAGAUCCCGGAAGAGUAA